CCAUGGGACAGGGGACAAUGGCCCAUGGGACAGGGGACAAUGGCUGAUGGGACAGGGGACAAUGUCCCGUGGGACCAGGGCCAGGCUCAGGGCAGCGCUGGGACACAGCCGGGGGCUCCUGGGCAGAGAUGCGGCCGGGGUGCCCCCCUGUCCCUGGGCUGUUCCUCAGCCCCUCACAGAGGAUCCAGCCGCGUCCCCUGAGUCCCUGCAGCACCCGGGGGUCCCUGGGGGUCUCUGCCCGCCAUGGAACUCCCGUUGUUGCUGCUGGUGCUGCUGGCCCGGGCCGUGGCCGGCAGCCUCCGCUGGCGGGAGCGCGGCGGCGCCGCCAGGAUCGUGCUGGACAUGGCCCCCAACUCCUUCGACGACCGCUACCUGCGCUGCCACUUCAGGAUGCUGCGGGCGCUGCCGGCGCUCAACCGCUCCGAGUUCGAGCCCUACGGCGACUACGCGGAGGCGUGGGGCAGGGCCGCGGCGCUGCGGGGCAGCUGGGCGCCCGCGGACCCGCCGCUGCCGCCGGCGCAGGCCGUCGCCCUCACGGCCUACACCAUGGAGGAGGGCCUGUACCUGGAGUUCAACAGGGCCGUGCGCGGCGCCGGGCGCUCCCGCCGGCAGUACCUGCGCGCCUUCCCCUUCAAGGUGCUGCACUUCCUGCUGACCGCGGCCGUGGCGGAGCUGCGGGCGGCGCGGGCCCGGCCCCGCUGCCUGCGCGUGUUCCGCGGCGCGGACGCGCGCUUCGCCGCCGCGCCCGGCCGCCUCGUCCGCUUCGGCCAGUUCGCCUCCGCCACGCUGCUGAAAUCCGUCAGCGACUCCUACGGCACCGCCACCACCUUCGAGGUGGACACGUGCCACGGCGCCGACAUCAGGAACUUCUCCAACUACCCCGAGGAGGAGGAGGUGCUCAUCCCGCCCUUCGAGACCUUCGAGGUCGUCAACGUCACCCACCGAGGGAACGGCACCGACAUCCGGCUGCGCUCGCACGGCGUGCACAGCACAUACAACUGCGCCUGGUUCCGAGGCAGAAGCGUCCCCAGAGAGCCCCCAGGCCUCACUGGACUCCUCCUGGCAGCCCUGGCAGCUGUCACUGGCACCCCCUGAGCCAGGAGGCCACCGGGCCUGGUGAAGACAAGGAGUCAGGGGUGGAAGCACCGGUGUCACCAGGAUGGCAGAACUGGCAGGGGACGCAGAGAGGCCCCUGCAGGGGGACACUGGACAAGCCCUGUGGACACCCUCCCUGAGCCAUGGCUGGGUGUCAGGGUGCAGCUUUGGGGGGUGGGGGGGAAUUUUCUUAUUUUUGUUUUUUUUCCCCUUCCCAUACUUUUGUUUUGAAUUAUUAAACUGGUUCUUACUCAAUCCAUGAAUUUCCUUUUCAUUUUUCUCCCUUUGAUCCUGUUCUGGUGACUCUGGACACAGGCCUGGGGUGACAGCACGAGGGGGUUUCCCACUCCCACAGGGCAGGGUUAGAUGGGAUAUUGGGAAUAAACCCUUCCCUGUGAGGGUGGGGAGGCCCUGGCACAGGGAAGCUGUGGCUGCCCCAUCACAGGACAGGGCUGGACAGGGCUUGGAGCAGCCUGGGGUGGUGGAAGUUGUCCCUGCCCAUGGAUGGAGUAGAACAAGAUGAGCUCUAAAGUCCCUCCAACCCACCCCCAUCCCAGGAUCCCUGAUAAUAUGGAAUGAGAAACCCAUUUCAGCUUUUUCCCUAUUUUGCCUGCUUCUGCCUUUAUUUUUCCCCUCACCUUUCUUAGCUUUAUUUCGCAGUUUUCCACCUCAUGCUACAACA
Prinia subflava (tawny-flanked prinia) is the source of this 1777-nucleotide messenger RNA. RefSeq names its product erythroblast NAD(P)(+)--arginine ADP-ribosyltransferase-like. The record is from RefSeq and is a predicted model, not a curated record. Lineage: Eukaryota; Metazoa; Chordata; Aves; Passeriformes; Cisticolidae. Gene Ontology annotation, molecular function: NAD+ poly-ADP-ribosyltransferase activity; NAD+-protein-arginine ADP-ribosyltransferase activity. The transcript has 2 exons. Bases 244 to 1095 code for a protein of 283 amino acids.